Molecule: messenger RNA, 2562 nt
Organism: Zophobas morio
Lineage: Eukaryota; Metazoa; Arthropoda; Insecta; Coleoptera; Tenebrionidae
Gene: Gp93
Product: endoplasmin
Exons: 4
Coding region: 108-2459 (783 amino acids)
Biological process (GO): protein folding
Cellular component (GO): endoplasmic reticulum; perinuclear region of cytoplasm
Molecular function (GO): ATP-dependent protein folding chaperone; ATP binding; ATP hydrolysis activity
Source: RefSeq, a predicted model, not a curated record
UAGAAUCGCGGUGUUGUCAUCAGUCGGAAAGUGAGUUUUGAUUAGGCAAGUGAAGUUUGCCGGUGUUUUUAAUGAAUUAAAUAAAUGUCGUUGGAAUUUUGUUGAAAAUGAAGCAGUUUAUCGUGUUUGCAAUUGGUUUAUUCGUUUUGUUAGGACACGCACAAGCAGAUGAGUCUUUAGGAGAAGCAACUGUGGAAAAAGUCGAUCUUGAUUUGGGGGCUAGCAGAGAGGCUUCAAGGACAGACGAUGAAGUCGUUCAGCGCGAGGAAGAAGCCAUAAAAUUAGACGGCCUGAAUGUGGCUCAACUAAAAGAACUGCGGGAAAAGUCUGAAAAAUUCGCUUUUCAAACUGAAGUAAAUCGGAUGAUGAAACUCAUCAUCAAUUCAUUAUAUAGAAACAAAGAAAUUUUCUUGAGGGAAUUAAUCUCCAACGCUUCGGACGCCCUCGAUAAAAUACGUAUGUUGUCACUGACAGACAAGAGCGCUCUGGACGCGACCGCGGAGUUAAAUAUACGUAUCAAAGCUGAUAAAGAGGCGGGGAUGCUUCAUAUUACCGAUACUGGUAUCGGUAUGACGAAACAGGACUUAAUUAACAAUCUAGGUACUAUCGCUAAGUCUGGUACCGCAGAGUUCUUGAGUAAGAUGCAGGAUGCGGCGUCCGCGCAAGAUAUGAACGAUAUGAUCGGUCAGUUCGGUGUCGGUUUCUACUCGUCAUUUUUAGUCGCCGAUAAGGUAAUCGUUACCACUAAACACAACGACGAUAAACAAUAUAUUUGGGAGUCGGAUUCUGCAAGCUUUUCGAUUGUUGAUGAUCCUAGAGGCGAUUCUUUGAAGAGAGGUACUACGGUUAGUCUUCAGUUGAAGCCUGAAGCUAAAGAUUUCCUCGAGCAUGAUACUGUUCGCAACUUGGUGAAGAAGUACUCACAGUUUAUCAAUUUCCCGAUUUACAUGUGGACCAGUCACACGGAACAAGUGGAAGAACCGAUUGAAGAAGACGAAGAAGAAAAGUCAGAAGAGAAAGAGAAAACUGAUACGGAAGAUGAAGCAGCAGUUGAAGAAGAGAAGGAAGAGGAGAAACCAAAAACUAAGAAAGUCGAUAAAACGGUCUGGGAUUGGGAGCUUCUGAAUGACAGUAAACCAAUUUGGACGAGGAAACCUACGGAAGUGGAAGACAAAGAGUACAAUGAAUUUUAUAAGUCGUUAACUAAAGAUACGAAGGAUCCUUUAGCGAAAGUACACUUUGUGGCAGAAGGAGAAGUCACAUUUAAAGCUUUGUUAUAUGUGCCUGAAGUACAACCAUCAGAAAGUUUCAACAGAUACGGUACUAAAACUGACAACAUCAAGCUAUACGUAAGAAGAGUUUUCAUCACUGAUGAGUUUAACGAUAUGAUUCCGUCGUACCUAAGCUUCGUGAGAGGCGUUGUUGAUUCAGACGAUUUACCAUUGAACGUAUCUCGUGAAACUCUCCAGCAGCACAAAUUGAUCAAAGUUAUUAAGAAAAAACUAGUACGUAAGGUUCUAGACAUGUUGAAAAAGGUCCCAGAUGAAGACUACCAGAAGUUCUGGAAAGAAUAUUCAACGAAUAUCAAACUGGGUACUAUUGAAGAUCCCGCAAAUCGUACUCGUUUGGCCAAGCUCCUCCAAUUCUACUCUUCUAACAGCGAUACCAUGACAAACCUAGCCGAUUACGUCCAACGUAUGAAACCCAAACAAGAACGUAUUUUCUACAUGGCUGGUUCUUCCAAAGAAGAAGUCCAAAAGUCGCCGUUCGUCGAACGUCUAUUGCGUAAAGGCUACGAAGUUCUAUAUCUAGUAGAAGCCGUCGACGAGUACGCGAUUUCCGCCAUCCCCGAGUUCGAAGGAAAGAAAUUCCAGAACGUAGCGAAGGAAGGGUUCAGUUUAACCGAGAGCGAAGGAGGCCAAGAACAACUAGAACAACUCAAAGGCAGAUUCGAGCCCUUGACUAAAUGGUUGAGUGACGAUGCUCUUAAGGAUCAAAUUGCCAAAGCCACAGUUUCCGAAAGACUGAGCGAUUCGCCUUGCGCUCUCGUGGCUAGCAUGUUCGGCUGGACUGGUAAUAUGGAACGUCUGGCGGUUUCGAACGCCCAUCAAAAAUCCGACGAUCCACAAAGGUCGUACUAUUUGAACCAAAAGAAAACUUUGGAGAUCAAUCCUAGGCACCCCUUGAUGCGGGAAUUGUUGAAGAGGGUGAACGACGAUCCCAGUGAUCCAACGGCGAAAGAUAUGGCGUUGAUGCUGUUCCGGACGGCUACUCUUAGAUCCGGUUUCAUGCUAAGAGAAACUGCGGAUUUUGCGCAGAGUAUCGAGAUGAUGAUGAGGAAGACUUUGGGAGUGUCGGUAGACGAAGCGGUGGAAGAAGAGGAAGAUCUCCCCGAGGACGGUAUUCCAGAAGAAGAAAUUGAAGAAAUCAAAGAAGAUGCAGAGCAUGACGAGUUGUAAAUACCGGUGUGGAUGAAAGUGUGAUUGUUUUGAAUGAUUAUCAAAGACUGUCAAAUUUUUGUAUUUAAAUUUAAAUUAUAAUAAACAAAUGUCUUAAUUUCAA